UUUUGGUCUUGGUCCUGUCAGCCAGCAGCUACCUGGGCCAGAGCCGGAGCAGACCCUGGGGAGAUGGCCACGGCCGUGGAGGCACAGCCAGUGGGAGAGAGCAGGUCACUGCCCCGGGUCUCAGCCAGGGUCCCCUUCCCCAGCUCCUUCUGGUGGAUGUGAUGGCAGCCGCCUUUCAGCCCUGGGUUCUGUUCCUUCUUGUGCUCCUCCCAUCCUUGGUCAUGGCUCAGGCACCUACAAGAGAGAAUGCAGACUCAUCUGUGCUUAUGUGCUUCUACAACUCCAAGGCCAACAUCUCCUGUGUGUGGAGACAGGAGGGGGCCCUGCCCACCGCACCCUGCCACAUCCACGCCCGGCCAGACAAACGGCACUGGAACAAGACCUGUGAGCUGCUCCCAGUGAGACCCUCAUCCUGGGCCUGUAACCUAAUCAUUGGGGAUCUAAAUUCUCAGAUCCUGACCUCAGCAGACACCAUCGACAUGAGCGUGCUGUGCCCAGACGGGGGUAGCUGGAGGACACUGCUGACCCAGCCCUUCAAGCCCUUCGACAACCUUCGCCUGAUGGCCCCCAACUCCCUGCGUGUCACCCAUGGAGAUGUUGGCCAAUGCAACAUCACGUGGAGUGUCCCACAGUCCUCCCACUACAUUGAAAAGUACCUGGAGUUUCAUGUCCGGCUCAGGACCUUGGAUCAGAGCUGGGAGGAGAUCCGGCCAUGGAGCAUCAAGCAGAACCAGCAGUGGAUCAGCCUGGAGAAUCUGGCUGCAGACACCAGCUAUGAGCUGCAGGUGCAGGUCCAGUCACAGAAAGGCAGCCACAACUCCUGGAGCCCCUGGAGCCAGCCGCUGGCCUUCCGGACUAAGCCUGCAGUCCUGACAGUCAAGGCAGCCCCGGAGUUUUCUCAGCUGAACCAUGUCCUCGUGGCCCUCGGUGGGGCUGUGAGCUUCCUCAUAUUGGUCACCUUGCUGUUCAACUGCCGCUCCAUAGGGCCCAGACUGAAGAAAGUUCUGAAGUGCCACAUCCCAGACCCCUCGGAGUUCUUUGCCCAGCUCAGCUCAGAGCACGGAGACGACUUCCAGAAGUGGCUGGCCUCGCCCUUCCCCUCAUCCUCCUUCAGCCCCAGUGGCCUAGCAACUGAGAUCUCACCGCUGGAAGUGCUGGACAGGGACACCAAGGCUGCGCAGCUGCUGAUGCUGCAACAGGAGAAGCCAGGCCCCUCCUCGCCCAGUAGCCACUCUCUCACCAGCUGCUUCACCAACCAGGGCUACUUCUUCUUCCACCUCCCGGACGCACUGGAGAUUGAGUCCUGCCAGGUCUACUUCACCUACGACCCCUGCACGGAGGAGCUAGAGGAGGGGGAGCCCAGGGUACCUGAGGGGGGCUUUCCUCCAGUUUUGCCACCCCCACCAGGGGAGGAAAACGCCUACUGCAUCUUCCCCCCUGGGGAUGAGCUGCUUUCCCCCCCCAGCCUCCUUAGUGGCCCAGGGCCCACCCACUUGGUCUCCCAGCCCCAGGGGCCCCCCACUCUAGGAGCAUCUUCUCAGGUACACACCCAGUCACCAGGUGAAGGUGGAGAGGAGGCCCCUGCCCCCAGUACUGGGUCCUGCUUUCCCUGGGCCAGCCCACCUGGGGGAUGCCAGAUCAGGCCCCCCCACUCCUGCCUGGCUCUGAAUACUGAUGCCUACCUGUCUCUCCAAGAGCUUCAGGAUCAGGACCCGGCUCACUCCAUGUAGACAAAUGGCUGGGGUAGGACAGGUAAGAGUGCAGCCAGGAUUCUGCCCUGAGGCUUGUCUGUUGACUAGACUCUGGGCUCUCAUGGCCCCGUCCCAUCUCCAAGCCUCAGCCGCUGCUCCUCCGUCCUCUUUCCCCUGCCAGGACCUGUGGGGUGGGACACCUUGGACCCCCUGCCAGUCACAACACUCCCUGGGUACUACCCUUGGCCAGCGUUCCCAUGCACCUUCAUGGCCCAUCAACUAUGUCUCCGCAUGGGGCUUCCUGCCCAGCCCUGCCCCUCUAGUCAACUCUCCACAGGGCAGCCAGAGCCAAUUCCCCAGCCCCUUGUAUAGACCCUGCCCUGGCACCCCUUUGCCCUCAGUAUCUCGUCUUGGCUUUCCCACUGUCCCUCUGGCACCACAGUGGAAUCUCUCCUUCUGGAACCCCCUCAACAGUAUUACAGAAGCCCAUGGAACUUCUCAUGGUAAAUCCACUCCUUUGCACAUGCUGUUCCCUGCUUCUCAGGUGCCCACUCCUUCCCCCCACCCCCAGGUGUGAGUUCUGCUCCCCAUGAAGGUCAACACUGCUUCCUUUAGUGUGCCCAGGUAUGGACACUCUGCAGGGACAAGCUUUCAAGGCUGCAGGGCGGCUGGAUAGAUUGUCCUUGCUACCUGCCCAGUGAGAUCUCACAUAGCCUCUGAGUCCUAUGUGGACACAAAUCUCCCAGUACAGAGGUUGCCGACUGGCUCUCAACAUGGAGACUCAUGACCUUCAUGUCAGCUAGUGCCCUGUUCAGAGGCCCUGUUGCCUCCUGAGGCCACAGCUGGAGAGGCCAGAAUCCAGCAUGCUGAAUCCAGCAAGAGAUUCAUGACUUAGAUGGUAGUCCUGCCUCACCACACAGCACUGACCUUCUCAGUGCUCCUCAUGCCCAUCCACUCAUCGUUUUUUUGUCCCUACAACAUCUGUCACCACCUUCCUGCUUAAUUAGAAAUCCAGAAAGGCCCACCUGCAGAGGGGAAAGCUUCAUGAGUGGUGAAGCAGGGCUGCAGGUAUCUCUCUCCCUUUCUGUCUUCCCUUCUCAAUUUCUCUGCCUCUAAUAAAUAAAAUUUUAAAAAAAAGAAAAGAAAAAAGAAAUCCAGAAAGGGCAAGGAACCUUGCCCAAACCAGCUGGGAGGAGAAGAGACAAUGUGCUCUAAUUUAUAGGCACUGCUGGUAGCUUAUUGGCCUCCUGACACAAACCUCUUCUGACUAGCAGACUAUGGAGGCAGCUUGGCGCAGAGCUCUGCCCAGGAAGGUGUAGUCUGAGCUGGCCAAUCAAACUGUCUGUCAGUCUUGGGCAUCUGAACCCAGAAAGUGAGCCUUGUCUCUGGGAGCAGGUGUGCUGGAAAGACCAGGAGAGGAGAUUAGUAAGCAGAAGGUGUGAGCUUCCCAUAUGGUAACUCCUGCUCCUGAGGCGAUGGCUGGCCUUCUGCUCAGGACUCUUGUCCUUAUGCUGAAAUAAAGUUCUCUUUUCUGAGAUGCUCUGAGGCCUGGAUCUGUACCAAACAAUCUCACUUUCCUCUCCUGCCUGCAAUGUCAUACAUUCUGGGCCACAAGAGUCCUCAGUGCUGAUCUGAGUGUCAGACCCUUGGGGCAAGUGUCAUUGCUAUGUGUCCUAAGGCCCUGUGGCAGAGCCGACACUUUUCUGCAAGUCAGUGUCCACUAGGAUGAGCUCUCAGGAGGGUUCAAUUUCUCACACUUGGUGGUUUGUGAUGUGUAACAUGCCCUUUCUCUGUGUGUUCCAUCUUUGUUAGCGUUUACUUGAUAUUUUAAAAAGCCAAUUCACUUUUGUACAAUUCACUUUUUGUACACUUUUUGUACUUUGAAAGCACUUGAAUUCAAAGACACAUAUUUUAUAAUGGCUUCUGUGCAUGGGAAAAAACAAUGUGCACUAUAAACCAAAGGCAGCUGUAAAACGUGAAAGCAAAUAAAAUGAGGUACUCCAA
This is a messenger RNA of Erinaceus europaeus (western European hedgehog), 3695 nucleotides long. RefSeq names its product interleukin 2 receptor subunit beta (gene IL2RB). Gene Ontology annotation, biological process: cytokine-mediated signaling pathway; immunoglobulin mediated immune response. The transcript is spliced from 10 exons. Lineage: Eukaryota; Metazoa; Chordata; Mammalia; Eulipotyphla; Erinaceidae. Gene Ontology annotation, molecular function: cytokine receptor activity; protein binding. The record is from RefSeq and is a predicted model, not a curated record. Bases 162 to 1730 code for a protein of 522 amino acids. Gene Ontology annotation, cellular component: external side of plasma membrane.